Neofelis nebulosa (Clouded leopard) is the source of this 705-nucleotide messenger RNA. It is a transcript of the gene LY6L, whose product is annotated as lymphocyte antigen 6 family member L. Gene Ontology annotation, cellular component: plasma membrane. The coding region runs from base 43 to 450 and encodes 135 amino acids. The transcript has 3 exons. Lineage: Eukaryota; Metazoa; Chordata; Mammalia; Carnivora; Felidae. The record is from RefSeq and is a predicted model, not a curated record.
CUCCCCUGCUCCUUCUCACCCUCAGGCUCGGCCUCUGGCGCGAUGGGGGGACUGGGGCCAGUCCUGUGGGCUCUGCUGGUGUGUGUGGAGUUUGCCAGCGGCAAGAAACAGCCAGGCCUGAACCUGAGCUGCUACCAGUGCUUCAAAGUCACCAGGGAGGAGCUGUGCGCGCCCACCCAGUGCUACCCCACCGACCGGGUCUGCGUGUCCAGCGCGGUGGUCCUGACCAAGAGAUCAAGGGUGAUGGUCCAACUCAGCAAGCGCUGUGCUCCCAGAUGUCCCAACACCAACAUGAAGUACGAGUGGAUGUUGGGAUCUAUGGCGUUUGGCAAGAUCGUCAGGCAGUGCUGUUCUGGAUAUCUCUGCAACGGGGCCUCCGCCACCCGCUCGGCCCUUCGAGGGGGGUUCCUGCUUGGGGCAGCCCUCGGCCUCCUCUGGGCCCUGCUGUGAGCACCUUCUUCUUGGCCCCGCAGACCCACUGCACCCUCCCGACCCCCGCCUCUGCCCUGCCUCCGUCCCUUUCAAGACACUGGCGGGGGGACCCUCCCCCUCUGAGGUAGCGGGAAGGGUACCGCUGCCUCCAACCUGGACCUGGCCACCUCUCCCAUCCCUGGGGGAGCCCUGUGCUCAGACAGCCAGGAGUUAGCCGUCCUGCCUUGCCUGGGGGAUGGUGGGCGUGUCCCAGCUCGGGGUAGCCGCUCCCUG